UUUGCACCAAAAGCCAAUAAUGGGUGACUACAAAGGACCUCUUUGGCUACUAAUGGUAGCUCUAGCUGUAUGCAAUGUAUACAGUCUUCCUGGUGGACCACCUCUAGGUGGUGUAAACUUCGACAAUGUUUGCAAUGCCCUGAGGCCUAAUCCAACAUCAUCUCAUGGCAGUGGCACACCUGGAAAUGGUGGAUACAGACUGCAAAUGUCACCCUCAAUGACUCCAGCAACUAAUGGAUUCACCUACCAAGUUGACACUAACUAUACAAUUCGUAUUGUUGGCGGCACAAUCCAGGGGUUUUUGGUUCAAGCUAGGUUGCCUGGAAAUAAUCCACAACUUGGAGUGAACGCUUUGCUACUUGGAUCAUUUCAACCUGGGACAGCUGAACAGCAAACUUAUAACUGUGACCAAGAUGGAGCUACCCUCCGCGCAACAAUCACCCAUUCUGCUAGACAGAAUACUAAUGCAGUACAGUUCACUUGGACAUCACCUAUGAAUGCUGGAGAUGUGGAAUUUUACUACACUGUUGUGCGGGCAUUAAAUACUCAUUUUGAUGCCAUUAGUGCCUCUCAAGUUGGAGUGACUUUCCUUUCGACCACAACUGUUCCCCCUAGAAUUACAGUGGCCCCUGUGAGAGCUCCUGAAGAUUACCGCCUGCAGAUACUCAGUCCCACCGGUUGCUCUCGUGCUAGUUGUGAUCUGUUCAUUGGUAUAGACACCAACACUGGAGAUAAUGGAUUCCUGGAUAUCUAUAUGGAGGGUACAGCUGAAGGAUGGGUGGCUGUGGGAUUCAGUGAAACUCCUAACAUGUAUAUGGCGGAUGUUGUAUCAUGCAACAGACAGAGUGACAAUAAUAUGAUUGCGGCCAUUGAUAGUGCGAACCCACCUGGCCCCAUGGCCCGAGUCAAUCACAGAGACAUGGAUCAAGAUGUGACACUAUUCUCAUCUUCUUUUGAUGCCAGUACUACCAGACUCAAGUGCACAGUUUCUAAGCGUAUUGCACCCUCUAACGAAGGUGAAGACUUGGAUCUCAACAAUGAUCUCUUUGUGAUAUAUGCACGACGUGUGAAUGCCUCUACACAGCUGACUAAUUUGGAGAGCCAUGCUGAUGGUGGUACAGCUGUCAGAGGAGUAUCUGCUACCCAGCUUGCUAUUACCACGGGAACUACUGGCUCAACUCAACCACAAACUACUGCUCCCCCUGGAAACACUGUGGCUCCUGUGAGAGCUCCUGAAGAUUACCGCCUUCAGACACUCAGUCCCACCAGUUGCUCUCGUGCUAGUUGUGAUCUGUUCAUUGGUAUAGACACCAACACUGGAGAUGAUGGAUUCCUGGAUAUCUAUAUGGAGGGUACAGCUGCAGGAUGGGUGGCUGUGGGAUUCAGUGAAACUCCUAAUAUGUUUUCAGCGGAUGUGGUGUCAUGCAACAGACAGGGAGACACUAUUGUAGCCAUCGAUGGUUGGAACCAAGCCUCCCCAGCCAGAGCCAGUGACACAGACACCAUUCAAGAUGUGACACUAUUCUCAUCUUCCUUUAAUGCUACUACUAACAGACUUUCCUGCACAGUUUCUAAGCGUAUUGCGCCCUCUGGUACUGGUGAAGACUUGGAUCUCAACAAUAAUCUCUUUGUGAUAUUUGCACGACGAGUGACUGCCUCUACACAGCUGACUAAUUUGGAGAGCCAUGCUGGUGAUGGUACAGCUGUCAGAGGAGCAUCUGCUACCCAGCUUGCUAUUGCCACAGGAACUACUGGCACAACUCAACCACAAACCACUGCUCCCCCUAGAAACACAGUGGCUCCUGUGAGAGCUCCUGAAGAUUACCGCCUGCGGAUACUCAAUCCAGACGGAUGCUCUCGUGCUAGUUGUGAUCUGUUCAUUGGUAUAGACACCAACACUGGAGAUGAUGGGUUCCUGGAUAUCUAUAUGGAGGGUACAGCUGAAGGAUGGGUGGCUGUGGGAUUCAGUGAAACUCCUAAUAUGUUUUCAGCGGAUGUGGUAUCAUGCAACAGACAGGGAGACACUAUUGUGGCCAUCGAUGGUUGGAACCCAGUUGGUCGAGCCAGUGACAGAGACUCCAUUCAAGAUGUGACGCUAUUCUCAUCUUUCUUUGAUGCCAACACUAACAGACUUUCCUGCACAGUUUCUAAGCGUAUUGCACCCUCUGGUACUGGUGAAGACUUGGAUCUCAACAAUGAUCUCUUUUUGAUAUUUGCACGACGAGUGCCUGCCUCUACACAGCUGACUAAUUUGGAGACCCAUGCUGAUGGUGGUAGUACAGCUGUCAGAGGAGCAUCUGCUAACCAGCUUGCUAUUGCCACGGGAACUACUGGCACAACUCAACCACAAACUACUGCUCCCCCUGGAAACACAGCGGCUCCUGACAGAGAUCCUGAAGAUUACCGCCUUCAGAUACUCAGUCCCACCAGUUGCUCUCGUGCUAGUUGUGAUCUGUUCAUUGGUAUAGACACCAACACUGGAGAUGAUGGGUUCCUGGAUAUCUAUAUGGAGGGUACAGCUGAAGGAUGGGUGGCUGUGGGAUUCAGUGAAACUCCUAAUAUGUUUUCAGCGGAUGUGGUAUCAUGCAACAGACAGGAAGACACUAUUGAGGCCAUUGAUGGUUGGAACCGAGCCGCCCAGGCCCGAGCCAGUGACAGAGACUUUAUUCAAGAUGUGACACUAUUCUCAUCUUUCUUUGAUGCCAAUACUACCAGACUUUCCUGCACAGUUUCUAAGCGUAUUGCACCCUCUGGUAUUGGUGAAGACUUGGAUCUCAACAAUAAUCUCUUUCUGAUAUUUGCACGACGAGUGACUGCCUCUACACAGCUGACUAAUUUGGACAGCCAUGCUGAUGGUAGUGGUUCAGCCGUCAGAGGAGCAUCUGCUAACCAAUUUGUUAUUUCCACGGGAGAGGGGACAGUCGGAGGGAAUGUUUUUAGACCUAAACUGAUUCGAGCUCACGGUAUUCUCAUGAUUAUUGCAUGGCCUCUGUUGGCUGUCACUGCCAUCUUCUUUGCUUUGUUUAUGAGGCCAGCUCUGCCCAAUGGAGAGUGGUUUCAGGUUCAUCGAGCUCUCCUACUGUGUUCCUUGUUCAUUGGAGCUGUUGCUUUCAUACUCAUCUUCAUUGCUCUGGCGAAUACCAGAGGCCUUGUGGAUGUCACAAGUAAUACUAGUCUAACACAUCUGAUACUUGGAGUGAUUAUCAUGGCUCUACAAAUCAUCAAUCCAAUUAUUUCCAUCUUCCGAUGCCACCCUGGAACAAAAAAUCGUUGGAUCUUCAAUCUGCUCCAUGGCUCUGUCAUUGGACUGUUGGCUGAAAUACUAGCCUUGAUAAAUGUUGCGAUAGGAGUGUACAUCUUCUCCGCUAACUUGAGUCAAUUCCGUUCCACCCGGUCACCAUUCUGGGUGUUCCUAUCCUGGGACAUCUUCUAUAUACUACUGGUGGUGAUUCUCUUUGUUUUAUUUACUGUCAUAGCCACUUCAAGGAAAAUGAAAGGGUUGGCUCCGUCUGCUGUUCAAGCUCUGUUUCCAGCCAAUGAGAGCCAGAAGAAAGCUGAACCUGUUGGAAUCAACCUAGAUUCUGCUGUGGGAGACAAGCCACAGGAGAAGUCUGCACCAGAACGCAAGACCCCCUCCCAAGAUGCCCCCCUGCGUUGGGCCGCUCUUAUUGUCUACCUGGGCGUGACUGUACCAAUACUGUUGGCUGUGAUCAUCAUGGUAGCUCUCCCUCAGUAGAAACUCACAGAAUUGCAAAUUUAGCACAACAUUUAUAGUGUGUGAGGCAAAUUAUAAUAAUUGUAGAGCUAUAUAUUGUUGUCUGUUUUUUUAGUGAUUGUGUGCAAUUCUGA
Molecule: messenger RNA, 3849 nt
Organism: Halichondria panicea
Lineage: Eukaryota; Metazoa; Porifera; Demospongiae; Suberitida; Halichondriidae
Exons: 19
Coding region: 20-3736 (1238 amino acids)
Cellular component (GO): membrane
Source: RefSeq, a predicted model, not a curated record